UUGCACCAUGAUAUCGCACUCAGAAUGAAAGGGCUACUAAUUUUAUAUAAUGCUAAAGCUUUACCCGACCAGUCUAUAACUUCAAGUCACGAUUAGGCUGUGUAGCGCUUUAAACACCAGGACAUUAUGCAGUUCAGGUUAUACAGAAGACAGUUUGGCACAAGGAACUGUUAAACCGGUGCUGUUUGAGGGCCUCUAGCUGUGAAAAGAUGGGCUGCUCAGUCCUGACAUGCCUGGACCCUGCCUUGGUACUCUGUUAGUGAUGAAGAGCUCCUCUACAAUCCUACUCCUCACUCUAUCUGUCCUGUGCACAGUUGAGUGUGUGUUUGGGAGGACAAUCGAGCACAUGCUGCAGGAAUGGGAAAGGUAUCGGAAUGAAUGCAUAUCGAAUAUCAGCUCAGAACCAACCCCCUCAGGUUUGUUCUGUAUGCGCAUGUUUGAUCAGUUUGCUUGCUGGACAGAUGGGCUGCCCAACACCACAGUCAAAGUGCCCUGUCCCUGGUAUUUGCCCUGGUAUGAUCAAGUGCGCAGUGGGUUUGUCCUAAGGGAAUGUGGUCCAGAUGGCCAGUGGCACACCAACAAAACAAGCCAAACCUGGAGAGACCACUCACAAUGCAAUGCAAAUAGCAGCAACCACAAAGAACAGGAGAAACAGGUACAGGUCCUAGCCUACUACAAGAUGAUGUACAAAGUUGGCUACUCUUUGUCUUUGGCCAGCCUCACUCUGGCUCUCUUCAUAUUACUUCUAUUUAGGAAACUCCAUUGCACCCGCAACUACAUCCACGCCAACCUGUUUGCUUCUUUCAUCCUACGUGCCGUGUCCAUCUUUGUACGUGAUGAUCUUCUAGAAAAACACAUUCAUGACAUCCAAGACAGCAGUGACUUGCCCCGUGUUCUCAGUGACCAGGCACUGUUUGGCUGCCGCAUAGCCCAAGUGGUAAUGCAAUACUGUGUGGGAGCCAACUACUUCUGGUUGCUAGUGGAGGGCCUGUACCUCCAUAACCUUCUGGUACUCCUUGUGUUCUCUGAGAACAGCUACUUCUGUGGUUACCUUGCCCUCGGCUGGGUUGCUCCUCUACUUUAUGUGGUACCAUGGAUAGUAAUGCGCCACCUGUAUGAGAACACACGGUGCUGGGAGAUUAAUGAAAACAUGGUGCAUUGGUGGAUUAUUCAAGCUCCUAUCCUCCUGGCUAUUUUCGUAAACUUUUUCGUUUUCAUAAGGAUCAUACAGAUGCUUGUCUCCAAAUUAAAAGCACACCAGAUGAGAUAUACAGACUAUAAAUUCAGAUUGGCCAAGUCUACCCUGACCCUCAUACCCCUACUGGGAAUUCAUAAGGUGGUGUUUUCUGUGGUAACAUUGGAACCAAAUGAUGAUCUACUACAUAACAUCUGGCUCUUCUUCGAGCUCUUCUUCAACUCAUUUCAGGGUUUUCUGGUGGCCAUUUUAUACUGUUUUGUGAAUAAAGAGGUGCAGUCAGAAAUUAAGAAAAAGUGGCAUCGUUGGAAGCUAGGAAUUAGCACCAUGGAUGAACAACGUACCAGCAGCACCCACAUACUACAGGGGGCUACUGGACUUCAAGACCUCAAAGAUCACCCGGGCCAGCUGGACUGUGCUGAGGAGAGUAGCAUCCACCUGAGCAUGGACCCUCUUCCGGCCUCCACACAUAUUCCCCUCCAUCGGCAUCAUCACCCGGGAGCAAAGAAGGGCAAGGCAUAUUGUUAUAUUUCAGCCCAUAAGCAAGUGCUGAAUGGAUUAGACACACCAGCACUGGGCCAUUGUGAACUUGAUGGAGUCAAUGGAUAUACUGAUAGCUACUGCUAAGGCUUAGGACCAUGCGGAAAUAGAUAUCUUCAUGAUGUCUAUAAAGACUUUCAGAGGCAUACAAAAUUGAAGCUGAAUGUAACUUAAAUUUUGUAAAGAGGGCUUUUAAAUCAUUGUCAUUUACUGAAUGAACCUCUACGGUGUGCUAUUUUUAGAUGAACUUUUAUCUGAACACCAGCAACCUGGAGGACCAACGGAGCAGUGUGAAAUCUUCAACUUUUUCUAGUUUAAAAAGACUCAAAAAUAGGACGGUCUAAAUUAAAAUAUACCAAAUCGAUUGAUGUGACUGUUAGUCCCCUUGUGUUUUGUUAUUUUCUACCUCUUUACGGUUUUGGACAACAGUGAUAUUACCUGUUCUGUGGUAAUGUGGACCAUCUCUCUGGACACAACAGUGAUGUCUAAUAAAAGAUCACAAUUUUCAUAGAAAUGAUUUGUUCCAGAAAAAGAAAAAAAGAUUGUAAUAUGUGAAGUGUACACAGGUAAAAGACAUAUAAGCUGUUUAUGAUGAUAAAUAGUUCACCACAAGUCAUAAAAUGUUCACCAUGUUUACACAGUUUAGUUUAUAAAAAUGGGCUAGUAGUUCUAAAUGUUAUAUGUCAUCAGGACUCCCUGACAGUUAAAUAUGCUAAAUAUGGUACCACCAAGUCAUUACAUUCAUUUUAUUGCUAAUAUUGUUUAAUGAAUAAUGCAAGUUAUUACAUAAAUAUUAUUAUAACAGCUUUGGCAGGAGGUGUGAUCAGUGAGAUUUUAUACCUAUAACAUGUAAUAUAAACAUUUAUCUACAGUCUUAACUGCACAUAUACAACUUACAGAAGUGCUUUGUAGUCUCCAUCAAAAAGACAUCCUAUUUAUUAUACCACAGCUUUUCAAGCAGUUUAGCAGCACUACUGGGCUGAGCCAUUAAUAAUAUAUUUCACCAAAAAAGAGACAGGAAGUAUAUUUUGGACUGGGAUGCUGACUGCAAUUAACCAAAAUGGAAGUGACACUGUUUGUAGAACACAAUUGUUGUGCUAUAUCACGGAUUCUACUUUUUUUAAAGUAUCACUAAACAAAUUCACAGAGAAAUUAAUCUAAUUAAAAUAAAAAAUUGUGACCGGUAUGACAAAACCAUUAAUGUUCGUCCAAAACCUUUCAUUUCUGAGACAUUUGUACUUUUAUUUGCCUCAUUAUUAAAUAAGGUUAACUGCCUGACCCUAAAUAUUGUGAUGCCUUCAUGUUUUUGAUUAGAGAAUGGCAUCUGAAUGUUUUAUUUAUUAACCACCCAUUGUAGGUUUAUUGAAUGUUAUGCUGAUUCUGAAUUUUCUACAUAAAGUAUGUAAUGAGGAUACAGCACACACCAGUCAU
Messenger RNA from Pangasianodon hypophthalmus (striped catfish), 3166 nucleotides. RefSeq names its product gastric inhibitory polypeptide receptor (gene gipr). The transcript is spliced from 14 exons. The record is from RefSeq and is a predicted model, not a curated record. Gene Ontology annotation, biological process: cell surface receptor signaling pathway; adenylate cyclase-modulating G protein-coupled receptor signaling pathway. Gene Ontology annotation, cellular component: plasma membrane. Gene Ontology annotation, molecular function: G protein-coupled peptide receptor activity; peptide hormone binding; gastric inhibitory peptide receptor activity. Bases 230 to 1822 code for a protein of 530 amino acids. Lineage: Eukaryota; Metazoa; Chordata; Actinopteri; Siluriformes; Pangasiidae.